Molecule: messenger RNA, 417 nt
Organism: Ostertagia ostertagi
Lineage: Eukaryota; Metazoa; Nematoda; Chromadorea; Rhabditida; Trichostrongylidae
Source: the annotation of a GenBank genome assembly
AUGUGGCAAGGAAUUGAAAUGAAACGGAAACGAAAGAAGAAUCCUGACCAAGGAUUUUCCAGUUAUGAGGACAUGACACUUCGUCAACAUACACGGCUAACCACAAAUUUGAAACCCGAUGGUGAAUCAUACAAGAAGAUGCGAGAAAUUGUUGGUGUUGAUCAAUUCUAUCCAACGGCGAACACUUUGAUUCAUGGUUCUCACUACCCGACUUCGGCAGCUAUGGAAAAGCUUGCUCAGGACGUUCAAGGACAAUCGAAACGGCGUGACUAUUCAUGUCGCCGUCUGUUCGAUCCUGAUGCUCCUAUUGAUUACAUAAAUGACAAGAAUAUGAGAUUCAACAAGAAAUUGGAGAAAUUCUAUGGACAGUACACAGAAGACAUCAAGGAGGAUCUCGAACGUGGUACUGCAGUUUGA